Molecule: messenger RNA, 3631 nt
Organism: Nothobranchius furzeri (turquoise killifish)
Lineage: Eukaryota; Metazoa; Chordata; Actinopteri; Cyprinodontiformes; Nothobranchiidae
Source: RefSeq, a predicted model, not a curated record
UGAACCCGGAUUUUGACACCACUUAAAAUACUGAGUUCAUAUUACUUAAAUUGGCCUAAUUUGUGAACAUUACUUGUUCAUUUUGAUUAAACUUCACUUUUUAUGUCCUUUUUUUAUUCUAAUCAUGUUUGUAAGUUCAAUCAACAAUGUCUACUGAAACAAAUUGAGUUUAUAUUACUUAAACAUCAGUAAUGUCUUACAUAAACUAGGAAUUUUGAGUGACACACUUUUUUGAUGGUCUAGCUUAUUCUAAUUACCGUAUUUUCCGGACUACAAGCUGCUACUUUCCCCAUGCUUUGAACCAUGUGGCUUUAUAAUGAGGUGCAGCUUUAACCAGAAAGGAUGGAUGCUGGAAAGUCUAAUGAAGGGUUAAAGGAGUGCUACGGAAAGCGCCCAGGAGGAUUUUGUUCACCUCAAAACGGCGCUGCUUGUUUUCCCAGCUUCACCCCGGUAUGAUGACAGCAACACGGAGAGCAACACUGACAUCGCCACAGAAAAGGUAUUUGACGAAGCCAGGGGCGUGUCCAGGGAGUGGCUUGGGGUAGCACAUGCCACCCUUGGAAUCUGAUUGGCCACCCCAGGUGCCACCCCACUAAGUUCCAGUUUAAAUUGACUUUACAUUGUCGACAAAAGGCUUGGGUUGUAAACUCCAAAAUAGUGUGUGGUUGCAUGCACCUUUCACCUUGUUUUCUAGCCCAGGUAUGUAGUAUUAAUAUUAUUUAAUAUUUUUUCAUAUUCACAUACAUAAUAUUUAGAGUCCCACUCAACUCCAGUUGGUGGCAGUAAUGACACAAGAAGUGACUUGCUAACCACCACAAAAGUAGAAGAUGAAGAGGGGAAAAAAUGGUGAUUGUGCAAUGUGAAACUCAAAAAUUCACUAGAAAGUAAAUAAAUAAAUAAACAAUUUGUGUAAAUAAAUAAAUAAGCAUAACCAUUGGUGCCACCCAUGAAUAAACAAGUGGCCCACAUGGGCCACCCCAUUUUAAAAGUCCUGGACACGGCUCUGGACGAAGCUCUUUUGAGGCUGUUCUACUCCCGACACUGAAGAAGAUGACUUCAGUGCGCAGGAGGAUGAUGAAUAAACUAAUCAAUAACUUUUCUGUUUUUUUUUUAAUACUGAUCAGUUCAGUUACGUUCAGUUAAACUACGUUUUGAAUUCAGUAAACAUCUGCAGCUUUUAGCCCGGCACGGCUUACAUUGAGGUGUGCUGCAUAGUCCGGAAAUUACGGUAUGUAUUUGAGUUCAAACAACUUAUCAAGCUUGCCUUUUGCUCCCGCAAAAAAUCUGGUUUAACCCUGUUUUGAACAGUGGCACUGUUGAGCGCUAAGCGGCUGCCUGCACUUGAGAGUGUGAGAAGGAGCAAGCAAGUUAUCCAACCCACAUUUGACGUUGAAGGAUAUAUUUUUGUCUUUGAUUCAGUCCUAAAACGAUUGCUAUUUGAAGUGUAGCUGAGCGGGACACCUGGAGCAGCAUUUGGAAAAUGGCUGUGCAACAGAGAAUGCUUAUGAGAGUCAUCAUCACUGAAGGGGACAUAAGGAAGGUGGAACUGACAACAAAGCCUGAUACAGUUGAUAUUUUGGUUGGGUCCCUUAAAGAUGUGCUUCAAAUAAAAUACAACUUCACCCUUCAGUAUAAAGAUCCCAGCUUUGACAACGAACUCUGUAAUUUAACCGAGAUAUCAGAGCUACCUGAACGACCUACUGUCAAAAUCAUUCCUUUGCUUACUCUUGAGGCGGUACCUGACAUACAGAUGAGUUCACCCACAAGUGACACAACAAGCCAGGCUGACACUGACAUCCUCCCCUACUCACCCCAGGAACGACGCCAGUGGCCAGAGCUUUUUGAUAUGUAUAUACCAAAAUUUUCUGUAGAUGUAGAAUACAGACUGCGUCAAGCAAACCUGCUGCAUCUCAGAGAUGGAACACACCUCAACCCAUCAAAGGAGCUAAAACAUGACAUCCUUGAGAGGCUUGCCGAGACCAUAUAUGCCAUGAAAGCUUACCCAACAAAUGCGGAAUUUGAAGCUGUUGCCUCAGCACUGGUGCGAGUGCACCCAUGUCUGAAAGAACAAGGAUCAAUGUCCGGCUGGAGUGGCUGGAAAAACAGCCUGAAAUUCAAGAUGGGGAAUUACAGAACAAAAAUGCGUCAGCUGGGUCACCUUGAUGUCACUGUCAACGGUGGUAAAUACGGAAAGCACUCUCCUUCUGGAGAUCCACCAAACAAGAGAAUCAAGAAGCCAAAGAGAGGAGAAGUCAAUUACUUACCUGAUUAUCCAGAGGGAGAAGAUGAGUCCAGUCUUGAAGAUGCUCGACAGCUGAUGGUUGCAGAAAUGAAGAAGAAAACUCCAAAUACAGCCAUGAUGAAGCAAAAGAUGGAUCUGACAUUUGCUCUUCGAAGGAAAGAAAUUGUGAACGACAAGCCCGCCAUCAUCCAGAUAUGUCAACGAUGGCCUCCUCUCUUUACGGAAAACCAGGUGUGUCUGGAAUUCAGCAGAGUGGUUGGUAAAAGCCUGAGAAAGGAGUUCUAUGAGGCCCUUGACCACCUAUGUCCCAGGCUUAUGGAAAUCUUUAAGGCAAAGAGGGGUCUUACAGGGCAGGUGUUGGCUGACCUGAUGCGACAAACAAAGGCUUCGGAUGUGAUGGAGGUUAGAUCCCUGGUCCUCAGGGGGCUUCCAGUCAUUCUCGGUGAUGAUCCAUCUGCCUUCUUCAAGGCCUGCUUUGACACUGACGGUGAAGACAGUUUGUGGAGUGAUGUUCCAGUGGGGAUCCUCUGCCGUGAACAGGAUAUUUCAGCACACAUGCAGUCCCUUCACCACCAUACAUCCUCAGUGGGAAUCAUCUUGGAGGGCAAGAUUGUGAUGGAUGCCGAGAACCUGCCCCAGGCCAUGUACAUCCUCUUUGGACUUACUUAUGCACUGCAUCUCAACUACCCAAAGUACAUGAAAAACACAUUUGACUUUAUUCAACAGAUACUUCUGAACUUGGGUAAGUCAGAUCUAACACCAAAACUCCAAACACUCAGGAAUCAGCUUGCAAUGUGAGAUCCAGAUCUACCUCCUUUUGCAAAGAUAAAAAUGUCAUAUUUUUUUAUGUACAUUGAAAAUUGGCAAUUAAGGAAAACAUAGCAACUUUCAUCUGCAUUAUGUCAAUUUGUUGAAACAUUAAUUGGAGCAUAUUUAAAAAGGAGAAAAGUGCAGGACAAACUAAAAUGUCACUAACUAAAAAGUAAAUAAUGAGGGGGAAAAUCAUUAGAGGCGGGAGGGGGGUGUAAGGGUGAGGUAUAGAGAAAGGAGGAGAGCGCGGUUUUGGAUGUGUAUUUUUAUAGUUUUAAUUUAUCACGCCCAUACAUGCCUUUUUUUUAUUAAGUUUAGAGAAACUUUUGGUUCAUGUUCGUGCAUUCCUGAAUGUUAAGAGGAAGGGGGUUGAGAGGAGGUGGAGGGGUACAGAAGAGGGCCAUUGAAGAAAAAUAAAAAGUAUUCUGACUUUUUUCUCAGAAUUCUGACUUUAACGGAGGAAAAAAGUCAUAAUUCUGACUUUUUUUAACUUUAAUCUCGGAAUAAAAAAAUCUGAAUUCUGAGAUUAAAGUCAGAAUACUUUUUAUUUUUCUUUGGUGUCCCUAAUCCUCUUCCAUA